This is a messenger RNA of Talpa occidentalis (Iberian mole), 3046 nucleotides long. It is a transcript of the gene PHYHIPL, whose product is annotated as phytanoyl-CoA 2-hydroxylase interacting protein like. The record is from RefSeq and is a predicted model, not a curated record. Gene Ontology annotation, molecular function: protein binding. NCBI's taxonomy places the organism in Eukaryota, Metazoa, Chordata, Mammalia, Eulipotyphla, Talpidae. The coding region runs from base 238 to 1368 and encodes 376 amino acids. The transcript is spliced from 5 exons. Gene Ontology annotation, cellular component: cytoplasm.
CCUGCCCGCCGAGCGCGCGCGGGUACCUCUCGGUGUCUCGGCGCCGCACACUCACCGGAGCUCUCGCCACGGCCGUCGCCUGGGCCGCGGCUCGCCAGCCCCGCGGCUCAGCCUCCGUCCCUCGGCGCUGCGUCCCAGCCCUUCUCCCUCUCCCUUUCCUUUCCGCCCUUCCCUCCCUGCGGCUGUGCGGAGAGAGUCUGGCUACGAAGCAGGCGGGCUUGAGACGGGGCUUGGAAAAUGGAGGUGCCGCGCCUGGAUCAUGCCCUCAACAGCCCCACCAGCCCCUGUGAAGAGGUGAUCAAAAACCUCAGCCUGGAGGCCAUUCAGCUGUGCGACCGGGACGGGAACAAAUCACAAGACAGUGGCAUAGCAGAGAUGGAAGAACUUCCUGUACCACAUAAUAUCAAAAUAAGCAACAUUACAUGUGAUUCUUUUAAGAUUUCAUGGGAAAUGGAUUCAAAGUCAAAGGACCGUAUUACACACUAUUUCAUUGACCUCAACAAGAAAGAGAACAAGAACUCCAAUAAAUUUAAACACAAGGAUGUCCCAACAAAAUUGGUGGCAAAAGCUGUACCCUUGCCAAUGACUGUUCGUGGACACUGGUUUUUGAGCCCAAGAACUGAGUAUACAGUAGCAGUGCAGACUGCUUCAAAACAAGUUGAUAGUGAUUAUGUUGUAUCAGAAUGGAGUGAAAUUAUAGAAUUCUGCACAGCAGAUUAUUCAAAAGUCCAUCUAACACAACUGUUGGAGAAGGCUGAAGUGAUUGCAGGUCGUAUGCUUAAAUUUUCUGUUUUUUAUCGUAACCAGCACAAAGAAUAUUUUGAUUAUAUUGGAGAACAUCAUGGGAAUGCUAUGCAGCCCUCUGUCAAGGAUAAUAGUGGUAGCCAUGGCUCUCCUAUCAGUGGAAAAUUAGAAGGCAUCUUCUUCAGCUGCAGCACUGAAUUCAAUACUGGGAAGCCACCCCAGGAUUCACCUUAUGGAAGAUACAGGUUUGAGAUUGCAGCAGAAAAACUUUUUAACCCCAAUACUAACUUAUACUUUGGGGACUUCUACUGUAUGUACACUGCUUAUCAUUAUGUGAUUCUUGUUAUUGCUCCUGUGGGAUCACCAGGAGAUGAAUUUUGUAAGCAGCGCCUUCCUCAGCUAAAUUCCAAGGAUAAUAAAUUUCUGACCUGUACAGAAGAAGAUGGGGUGCUGGUUUACCAUCAUGCCCAGGAUGUCAUUUUAGAAGUCAUUUACACUGACCCUGUGGAUCUUUCUCUGGGCACCGUGGCAGAAAUCACUGGUCAUCAACUCAUGAGCUUGUCUACUGCAAAUGCAAAGAAAGAUCCCAGCUGCAAAACCUGUAAUAUCAGUGUUGGACGUUAAUGCCCAUUUUUCUUAUUCUUAGUCCCUUUUCUUCCCUUACGAGGAUUGAUUCUAUGUUGUCUAUUUUCAUCACCAGAUGUUUUCCACUGAAGCAUGCACAUGCCGCUAUCACCAAAACCAAACUGCCACUUUUCAAAUUUCAUUCAGAGCCGUUUAAGUGUCUCCUAUUCCUUACCCUUCCCACCUAUUUUCAAUGAUAAAAUACUGUUCUCCUUCUGACACUUUAUUGCCUAGAUGCUGCAAUGUUUUAUUUUUCCUUUAUGCCAAACAUAACAAAACAAUGAUAUAAACUGCUUUAGCAAAAGACAAAAUAACGGCUUAUAAAUGAUGUUUAAAUAUGCAUUCAUUUUAAUCUACUGAACAAAUAUUGGGAUAACUCCAAAUCGCAUGAAAGGGUGUAAUUGCAGCAUGAGUUAAAUCUUGAAGCCUAGAAUUGUCAGCACUUCCAACUUGUUGUUUGACAGUGUUAUUUAUGUUAUUUAUAUUAGCUAACAGGAAACAACUACUGUGUUCCAACAUAAUAAAUACAAUAGAAAAAUAUUUUAUUUGUAUUGUUGUAUAAAAUAUUUACAGUCAUAUAGAAUAUAUAGUUACAUUUUAAUAGCAAUUGUAUACAUGUCACGAAACCAUUUUCCUUAUCAAAGAUGUAGUUUGUAAACCUCAAAUAGCUGUGUAUCUGUCCUGUUACAAGUAGAUGACUUCAAUUAAACAAAUAUAUGAAGGAUAUUAUUCUGAUUCAUAAAAGUUAUAAAAUAUCAGGUAAAUACAGAGAAAACAAUAAGCCUCUGAAAUAGUCCACAUCUGAAAUAGUCAGUAUUCUUUCUAUCCAAAUUAUACGAAAAUGUGAAUUCUUCAACAUCAUGCUUAAACAUUACAAAAAAUAGAAAUACAAACAUGGUUGGUACAAGAGAGAAAAUGUCAACCUUAUUUUUACAAAAGCAAAAUUAAUAACAUGUGUUUUAGUACAAAAUAAGACAAAACAAUAUUCACUAAAAUUGAUGAAGCAAAUAAAAUAUGCUGGCCUCUUUUCUAAGUAUCAUGGCAAACAAUCUUCAAACCUUUCAUUUUGACACAGAAGGAAGAAUAACUACAGCUCAUGAGAAAGCUUUUUGACUUUACAAAGUAUAGACCUUGGAACAUUAAGAAAAACAUGUAUUCCCAAUGGAAAAAUAGUUAUAUAAUCUUAGUUUUAAUAAACAAAAAAUUUAGCAAUCAUAACUCUGGUCACAUUAGAUUAUAUACUACAGACAUGUAUCUAUCCAAAAUACCUAUUUUCAAAUUUUAAUACAAUAUUUUAAUAUAAACAUCUGUCAAUUUUAGACAAAGAUAAUUCACAAAGUACAUGCUAUCAGAAUGAACUUUGGUAAUCAGAAAUGUAAAAUUUCAAAUAACAUAAAACAAUGUGCUGUUUUUAUAUAGAAAUAAAAAAUUAGCGGGGACACAUUCUAGUAUAUUUUAGGGUAUUGAAAGCCUAGCAGACUUAAGGGACAAGGUAAGUUUUUUUUUAAUCACUUAAAAAUCUAGUAGAAGUUUCAAAUAAAUUAUGUUCUUGCUAGCUGCAUCCUUUUCUACAUAAAAAUGCAGUUUCUUUUUCUCCUCUAACUGAAUUUUUAAAAUCAUGCCCUUUUCCUUACAUCAAUUUAAGCAAUCUUUGGACACUAAACAGACUUCCCUAACA